Messenger RNA from Cannabis sativa, 3472 nucleotides. RefSeq names its product AUGMIN subunit 5. Gene Ontology annotation, biological process: spindle assembly. Bases 521 to 2935 code for a protein of 804 amino acids. Gene Ontology annotation, cellular component: HAUS complex; spindle microtubule. The transcript is spliced from 10 exons. The record is from RefSeq and is a predicted model, not a curated record. Lineage: Eukaryota; Viridiplantae; Streptophyta; Magnoliopsida; Rosales; Cannabaceae.
UGGAUUUGGAUGUCAUAAAACGAAAAAGCAAAAAACAAAAGAGAGGGAAAACAAAAACAACAAAAACAACAAAAAUGACCAAAACAACUUCCUACGCUUCCUCCAUUUGAUCCCGUAUGUAUCUACCUAUGUAUCCCUCUCAUUCUCAAAGGUUAGAUUAGUUAGUUGAGUGACCAUCUUCAAUCUUCCUUCCCCUUAAUUCAUUUUUUUUUUCAGCUUCAGAUCUACUUCUCCUUCACUCUCCUUAAUGGGUUUUCUUUUUUCUGUUUACCCUAUCAAUUUUUUUUUUUUGAAUUUUUGAAGUCGUAGCUUUACAAAUUACUCAUUUCCAGGUGACCCCAUAACGGGUUGUUCCCCAAUUAUCAAAAUCUCCUAACAGUUGCUUUGAGUCGCCAUUAUCUCUAUAGGUAGUGGUAAUGAUGUAAUCUAGGGUUUGUAGCACUACCCAGAUGACAAUUUAGCCUCUAAUUGUUUGUUUGUAUACAGAUAAGCCUAGUUUUUUCUUUUUUCAUACUAUAUAAUGCAGAGUUCGUCAAGCUCCGCGGCUCAACCUGAAGCCAUAGUGCAAUGGCUUCAGAAGGAAAUGGGUUAUAGACCGUUGGGUCCAUACACUGCUUCUUCUAGCAAAUCCGGGUUGCCUUCCAUUGACGCACUACGCAAGAUUUGCCGUGGUAAUAUGAUACCCAUUUGGAAUUUUUUGAUUACCCGGGUGAAGUCGGAGAAGACUGUGGAGAAUAUCCGGAGAAAUAUAACAGUUCACGGUGGUGGUGGUAGUGGCAGUAGUGAUGGGGGAGGAGGAGGAGGAGGGACGGUGAGUUCUGUAAAAGAAGAGGGAAGGAGUAGAGGAAGUAGGAGGAAGGAGAAAGUAUCAGUGGAGGGUUCCAGUGUGGCGGAGACUAGGGAAGCGGCGUUGCAGGAGAGGGAAAUGGUGGCAAAGGAGGUGGAGAGAUUGAGGAAUAUUUUGAGGAGACAGAGAAAAGAUUUGAAGGCUAGGAUGUUGGAGGUUUCUAGAGAAGAGGCUGAGAGGAAGAGGAUGCUUGAUGAGCGUGCUAAUUACAGGCAUAAGCAGGUAAUGCUGGAGGCUUAUGAUCAACAGUGUGAUGAAGCUGCGAAGAUAUUUGCAGAGUAUCAUAAAAGACUGCGUUUCUAUGUUAAUCAAGCAAGGGAUGCUCAAAGAUCAAGUGGUGACUCUUCUUCUGAUGUGACUAAUAGCUUUAAUGGAAGUGUUGAGAAGGAAUCUGUCUAUUCAACCUUAAAGGGAAGUAAAACGGCAGAUGAUGUUAUUCUUAUUGAGACCACAAGGGAAAGGAACAUUAGGAAGGCAUGCGAAUCUCUUGCUGAGUAUAUGAUUGAGAAGAUUCGAAGUUCGUUUCCUGCUUAUGAAGGAACUGGUGUUCAUUCAAAUCCUCAGUCAGAAGCAGCCAAAUUGGGUUUUGAGUUUGAUGGUGCAUUGCCUGAUGAUGUUAGAACUGUCAUUGUAAAUUGCCUCAAGUGUCCUCCUCAGUUGCUUCAGGCAAUCACUGCACAUACGUUACGAUUGAAAUCUGUAAUUUCUAAAGAAAUAGAGAAAAUUGAUGUUAGAGCUGACGCAGAAACCUUAAGGUACAAGUAUGAGAAUAACCGAGUUAUUGAUGUUUCUUCUCCUGAUGUGAGCUCCCCAUUACACUAUCAACUUUAUGGUAAUGGAAAGAUAGGAGGUGAUGUUCCCUCUAAAGGAACUCAGAACCAACUCCUUGAAAGACAGAAAGCACAUGUUCAACAAUUUUUGGCUACUGAAGACGCACUAAACAAAGCUGCAGAAGCUAGGAACCUAUCUCAAAAACUUAUUACACGUUUGCAUGGGAGUGGUGAUGCAGUUCCUUCACACUCUCUUGGAGUUAGUGGCACAUCACAAAAUGCAGGCGGUCUUAGGCAAUUUGAGUUGGAGGUCUGGGCCAAGGAGAGAGAGGUUGCUGGUUUGAGGGCUAGCUUGAAUACAUUGAUGGCUGAAAUACAGCGAUUGAAUAAACUAUGCGCAGAAAGAAAAGAAGCUGAAGAUUCCCUGAGGAAGAAAUGGAAGAAAAUUGAAGAAUUUGAUUCUCGUAGAUCUGAACUUGAAUUCAUAUAUAGUGCUCUUUUAAAAGCUAACAUGGAUGCUGCUGAGUUCUGGAAUCAGCAGCCAAUAGCUGCUAGAGAGUACGCAUCAGGCACUAUCAUUCCAGCGUGCACAGUUGUUGUGGAUAUUUCUAACAACGCAAAAGAUUAUAUCGAGAAAGAAGUUUCUGCUUUUUAUCGCAGUCCUGAUAAUAGUCUUUACAUGCUUCCAGCAACCCCACAGGCACUUUUGGAGUCCAUGGGUGCAAAUGGAUCCACGGGACCUGAGGCUGUUGCUACUGCAGAAAAAAAUGCUGCUAUAUUGACUGCAAAGGCAGGUGCAAGGGAUCCAUCAGCAAUACCGUCGAUAUGCCGCAUUUCUGCUGCCCUUCAGUAUCCUGCAGGUCUGGAGGGUUCAGAUGCUGGUCUAGCAUCAGUUUUGGAAUCUCUAGAAUUCUGUCUGAAACUUCGUGGUUCUGAGGCAAGUGUGUUGGAAGACUUGGCUAAAGCAAUCAAUUUGGUUCACAUACGACAGGAUCUUGUUGAAAGUGGACAUGCGUUGUUGAACCAUGCAUAUCGAGCUCAACAAGAAUAUGAAAGGACAACAAGUUACUGCUUAAAUUUGGCUGCUGAGCAAGAGAAAACGGUUUUGGAUAAAUGGUUGCCUGAGCUUAAAUCUGCAGUUUUGAAUGCACAAAAGUGCUCAGAAGAUUGCAAAUAUGUUAGAGGAUUGCUUGAGGAAUGGUGGGAGCAGCCAGCAUCCACUGUUGUUGACUGGGUCACCGUUGAUGGAUUGAAUGUUGCGGCUUGGCAUAAUCACGUGAAGCAGCUCCUUGCAUUUUAUGAUAAGGAGCUCUUGUGAAUAUCAUUAUCGUGUUAAGUGCAACGAAAUGUGUUCUGGUUUCUAACUAGAUUACUGCCUACUGCUUUGCCACUUUCAUGUCAAUAGCCACGGAAAAAGAAAUUGCAGCCCCAUCAGGGGCAGGCUGCUCGCAAGUCGAGGAACAAAAGGAUAGGGAAGCAUUCAGGUCAAGGAUAUUGAUUUUAGUACAGUUGGGAGGGUAAAGGAGAGGGGAGAGAGUCUGAUUAUUUUUUUUGUUAUAGGCUACACAGGUUUCCUUCAUUUUCCAUUUUUAAAUUUUGUAUAGAAUUUUGUUGGUGGGUGCUUUGUACCAUAGGCAAUGUUUUGGUUGGCAUAUUCCCUUUCAAGGGUAGUAGUGUGAUAAAGUUGUAGCAGCCUUUGCAUUUGUUGUUUUGAAGUGUGAUUAAGCCUAUUUGAGUUGAAAUGAUACUGUUGAUUGUCAUAAUCAACAUGUAAAAUACCUUUGUGGUAGUCUUGUAUUGUAUUUUGUUGAUUCUCUCCCUAUUAAUUACUUAUUCACAGUUUUUCUUUUCUUUC